AUGAUUACUAAAGAUGGACGAACUCUGAGGACUAAGUGUUUCAAGCCGCACCUAAUUAGCCAGUCGGGCGAAGUAUGUGAUACCGAUAAAAAAAAGUCAUUACUUCCUCCGCUGAAACGUGUCGAAACACAGAAGAAUGAGCCUCAAAAACCAGAAUUUCAUUUCCGCAGUAGCCGUGAAGACGGACCUUCACUAUUCUCAGGAGACUGGCACCACCGGGAACAAGAAGCUCUUGCAAGGCUCCUUGAAGGCCCACAAAGAAGGCGAGCUCUUGAGCAGCGAGCCAAAGCCCGGCCAGACUCAAUUUAUCUGGCCGUGGACUACAACGCCGCCGAGGAAGCUAGACGGCUGGAGCUGCAGAAAGAGUGGUGCACGAGGCUGCACGACUAUGCGUAA
Molecule: messenger RNA, 396 nt
Organism: Protopolystoma xenopodis
Lineage: Eukaryota; Metazoa; Platyhelminthes; Monogenea; Polystomatidea; Polystomatidae
Source: the annotation of a GenBank genome assembly